AUGCGAGAGGAGGCAGCGGGGGCGACGAACGCCGACGCCACUCUCAACAAAUUGUUGCAGGCCGCCGAUUUAACGGGCUACGAACCAGAUCUCCGUCGAAAGCUGAAACUACGUAAUGCAGCGGAUCUACAGUAUGUCGAGGAGGUCGAUUUGUUAUCAAUUGGAAUGAGCCGCCCGGAGCAGAAACGACUUCGAAAAGAGUACACACGAAUGUUUCCGUCAGGAAUAUUUGGGAAAGUGAAGAAAGCGUUCAAACGAAGCGAAAGUUUGGAUCGAAAGAGCUCGAGUGCCGCUGGAGGAAAUCGCGACGACGAUGAUCAUCAUGUGAUUCCCAUUGAGAAAAUAACCUUGUGCAAAGAACUUGGUCAAGGUGAAUUCGGUUCGGUGUGGCAAGCGGCAUGGAAAAACUCGAAUGACGUCACUCAAGUCGCUGUGAAAUGCGUUGGAUCCGACAAACUGCUCGCCACGUCAUCAUCUUUCCUCCAGGAGGCGGCGAUUAUGACACGAAUGCGUCACGAACACGUAGUAAGACUCUAUGGAGUCGUACUGGACACCAAGAAAAUUAUGAUGGUGUCAGAGCUGGCGACAUGUGGCUCUUUGCUGGAAUGCCUGCAUAAACCAGCUCUACGAGACAGUUUUCCAGUACACGUGCUGUGUGAUUACGCUGAGCAGAUAGCGAUGGGAAUGGCAUAUCUAGAAGCGCAACGACUAAUUCAUAGAGAUCUUGCCGCUAGAAACGUCCUUGUCUUCAGUCCGAAACUUGUGAAAAUCUCAGAUUUCGGACUGUCCAGAAGUCUGGGUGUUGGCGAAGACUACUAUCGGAGUGAGUUCACACCGAACCUGAAACUCCCCAUCGCUUGGUGCGCUCCGGAAUGCAUCAAUUUUCUGAAAUUCACUUCGAAAUCUGAUGUAUGGGCGUACGGAGUGACUAUCUGGGAGAUGUUCAGCUAUGGAGAAAUGCCGUGGAAAGGGCGCUCCGGUGCACAGAUUCUUGAGUUGGUAGACCGAAAGAAAGAGUUGCUGCCGAGACCGGAGGCGUGUCCAGAAGAUAUUUAUGAUAUGCUUCGAGAGACAUGGACGCAUCAAGUGAUUCAGCGUCCUAACUUCUCGGAUAUCGUCUCGCAAUUCCCUGAACGAAGAGCACAAUCUGUGAGGGCUGUAGUGGAUUGUAGGGAUUCUGCACCGGAUCAUUUGCAUUUUAAGAAGGAUGACUUGAUUGUGGUGAUUAGCAGAUCCCCCGCCCAAUACCCCGACGGUUACUACUGGUUCGGCUCUCUGCGCAACGGAAAACUCGGUCUGUUCCGUCCGACGGAUACAGUCGCCCACCUCGGAUCAGAACCGCCUUGUUCGAAUGGAACCAUUGAGAACGGAUUCGGAGAUCAUCAAAAAUCAGGAGAAAAAGGGAAAAAAGGGAGUAAAAAAGUGGAUAAAGGAGAGGAAAGAGAGCGAAAGAAGCUUCUGAUCAGUGAGCCAGUUGGUGAUGUCCGGCACACUUGCCACGUGGGAAUCGAUGGAACCGCUUUUGGAUUGUUGCAAUUGGAUAAGAAGGCGAUUUGCCCGACGUCUUCGUCGCCGUCGACUUCUAGAGGAUCCACGACGACGUCACAAGCGUCACCGGCGCCAUCACAUACCUCCUCCUCAACCACCUCAUCCGUCCAACUCCGUGACACUGUCGCCCGUCACGGUGUCUCUCUCAAAGAGACAAUGUCCCUUCGAGACGUCGGACCACUCAGCAGAGACGCCAUCAAUCUGCGUGAGACUGUCGCUCCGCCCAUCGCUCGUGCUCCCUCCCAACCGCCCGCCUACUCACAGCCACGCCCACCACCAAGAAGUGUCUCCUCCGCUUCUGCUUCGCUGGAUAGAACGAAUCCACGUGGAUCCGUGACGCCGACCGCACCGCCGUUGACGGCAUCCGCUGCGAGUUCUGCUGCGAACUCGUUGAAAGAUCCAUUGACAGGAAUCUCACUAUCGAUUCCUAAUAGUCAUAAUAACAUUUCAUAUAUGGAUGACGAGCACGACGAUCGCUGGGUGAGAUCUCCGAGAUCACCUGGCUCCGCCUCCACUACAGUGACCACUCUAUCGAGCAGAAAAGAGCCGAUACCUGCGCCGAGGGGACCGGUAGCCGCAGUUUACGCUAGAGGAAAAGAGAUCCCAACACCGGCGAGCCGUUCCGACGUGGCACUCUGCGAGGAGAUCGAGCAUCUCAACCGAGAUCUCACCAACUAUUCCAUCGGAACCAUCUGCGACUAUUCAGAAGACCGCCCACUUUUGGAUUCUCAUCAACGGACUCUGAAUCCCCUACCGUCGGCGAAUUUGAGUUCAGAUAGGGAUCGACUGCGAUUCAUGACAGAGGUGGAAGUGCGAAAAAUGGGAGAAAAAUCGAUAAGAGAGCAUAGGAAAACUGAGGAUCUGUUGAGAGAGGAGAGGCAGAAGGAGCGGAAAUUCGGUGCCGGAGACUUCUCACCAGAAUCUGAUUCCGCGGUGCCAGAACCUCUCUACUCUUCCCGUCAAACCCAACAAGAAGGAUGGUCGUCAGCAGCUCAGGAAGCCUAUAAACUUCUCGUUGAGUGCGGGACGAACCUCAAACAAGCCUCCGUCUCACCACCGCCCAUGUCGCCGAUGUCCCCCAGAUACAGUAUGUCACCGGCUCCGCCCCCUCGUCCAGUGACUCCUCCCACUGUCGCCAAGAGCAGUGAGCCGAUAUCAAUGAGGCCUAAAGUGCAAGAGGACGAAAUGGAACAAGUGACUGUGGAGGAGAACUCGCCGAAACGAGUUCAUAUUAUUGAGACGAAGUUGAUCGAUGGACCCGCUAGAGGGAUGAGUCCGAUACAGGAUCGCCACGUGCCCGCAUUCACCACUCCAAUGACGAAUACGUUCCGAAAAGCGCCGGCACCAACGCCGAACGGCGGAACGGAUCAUCAAAAGCCACCUCCAUGCCGUCCGCCGAAAACUCGCCAAUUCCCACUGGUCAUCGACGAGCGAAAUCUCGCUUAUGACAAUUUGAAUGGUUUCGGAGCUGGAGCACGUGUCGCGCCGCCCGUUCCACCCAAGCCUAAAGUCAGCUUUGCCGAUGAUUCAAAAAAGGAGGUCGCUAAUUAA
Caenorhabditis remanei is the source of this 3099-nucleotide messenger RNA. RefSeq lists its product as uncharacterized. Gene Ontology annotation, molecular function: protein binding; ATP binding; protein tyrosine kinase activity. Gene Ontology annotation, biological process: protein phosphorylation. The record is from RefSeq and is a predicted model, not a curated record. Bases 1 to 3099 code for a protein of 1032 amino acids. NCBI's taxonomy places the organism in Eukaryota, Metazoa, Nematoda, Chromadorea, Rhabditida, Rhabditidae. The transcript is spliced from 8 exons.